CCUUAUAUACAAUGAUCAUCCGCCGUAGCCUUUACCGCAUGGUUUAUCGGCAUGAUGCUGGCCCUUGCAUUGUUGCUCUUGGUCUUGGUCCUCGUCUGCAUCAUUAAGCGAAACAGAGGUGGAAAAUUUGGCGCCCAUGAGAGGAAGGCCACUCACGGACGCAAGGACUUCAACGAAGAUGCUGGAUUCCAUGAAUACUCUCAACCAGUCGAUAGCAGUCGGGCGCCCAGCAAAGCGUCUUUGAGCAGCGGUGCCAAAAUGCCACCCAAGAGCGAAGAUAAUGAAUCCAUGGACGAUUACGGAGAAGGAGAAGCCGGUAAAAGCUUUUAUUCUAUUUCGUUUAAUGUAAUUUCUAUAGCUUAA
Molecule: messenger RNA, 363 nt
Organism: Daphnia carinata
Lineage: Eukaryota; Metazoa; Arthropoda; Branchiopoda; Diplostraca; Daphniidae
Product: neuroglian-like
Exons: 2
Coding region: 52-363 (103 amino acids)
Source: RefSeq, a predicted model, not a curated record